Molecule: messenger RNA, 576 nt
Organism: Penaeus indicus
Lineage: Eukaryota; Metazoa; Arthropoda; Malacostraca; Decapoda; Penaeidae
Product: cuticle protein AMP1A-like
Exons: 3
Coding region: 58-444 (128 amino acids)
Cellular component (GO): chitin-based extracellular matrix
Molecular function (GO): structural constituent of chitin-based larval cuticle
Source: RefSeq, a predicted model, not a curated record
UAUAUAAGCUCGAUCAAAGCGCUGGAGGCACCAUUGUCCUACAGGAGUCCAAACACAAUGAAGCUGACCCUCUUUGUCUGCCUGGCUGGUGUCGUGGCCGCCUCGGCGCUCCCACAGUUCCAGGACCGCCACCCCGAAUACACCGCCGAGACCUUGGUGGACGAGCGCGAAGACCGCGGCGACGGCAACUUCAGGUACCUUUUCCGGACCAGCAAUGGCAUCAACACCGAAAAAGUUGGUACUCCCGGCUCCAAGGGACAGAGCAAUAUGCAGGGAAGUUUCAGCUUCCCCUUGACCGAUGGAGGAGUCGCUGAGUUCACUUACGUCGCCGACGAGAACGGCUACCAGCCUUCCUCCGACCUCCUGCCUCCUACUCCUCCUCACGUCUUCAGACUCCUUGAGAUCGCGGCUCAGCAAAGGGCACAGGGAAUCAGAUUCGACUGAGGACUUAAUUCUGCGGCUCGAUAAGUGUACAACAGCACACGAUCUGGCAUUUAUAGAUAUACAUAAGUUUUGCGAACACACGAAAGGACAUGAAGUUGUCAGCGUGAGUGAAUAAAUGAGAAAGUUGCAAAA